Molecule: messenger RNA, 750 nt
Organism: Heterobilharzia americana
Lineage: Eukaryota; Metazoa; Platyhelminthes; Trematoda; Strigeidida; Schistosomatidae
Source: the annotation of a GenBank genome assembly
AUGAGUCUGGCCUCACUUCGGUCUACUGUUCCGUACACAUCAGUCACCCCUCUGAUUUACGGGAUACAGGCACAGCUGUUGACUGAGGAACUUUUCAAAGUCAUAUGUCUUGAAAUUGUCCAUCAAUUUAUUAAAGUGUUUUUCGCCAUCCUUUCUUCGUCUUCCUCAGGUGAAUCUACUCAAAACAACCCUGUAAUACUUCCAUGUAUAUUUUGUCAAACUACCCACAAAUCUGCAUAUGAACUAUCGAAUCAUUUAAAGCAAGUGCAUCAAGUAGAUCUCGAUCAAUUUACACCUCGAAUUUAUUAUGACCUUCAAGGUGUGGAAUUAAACACACAGACUGAUGAGCAUAUGAUUGAAGCGAAACAGUUUACAAUGGAAAAACGGUUGAAUCAUGACUCAAAAAAUGGAAGUGUAGAAGAUUUGCAUUUCACUCAGUAUCCUUUCAAUCCAGUUGCUUUCGUUAGCAAGACAAGUAAAUUAAUUAAGGAUGAAACUAACAGAAGAAAAGUGUUUUAUGGAAGACAUGAUAUGUGCGAAUAUUGUGGUAAAAUAUUUCGAAAUUGUAGUAAUCUCACUGUACAUCGACGUACUCAUACAGGCGAAAAGCCAUAUCAUUGUAAUUUGUGUUCAUAUGCAUGUGCUCAAUCGUCAAAGCUAACAAGACAUAUGAGAACGCAUACUAAGCAAAAUCACGUUCAUCGGGAAGGUAAAUUGAACUCCACUUACUCUGUACACUUAGAAGAUUAA